UGAACGCCUCACCAGUCGCGUAUUGAUUCCGGUCUACACCUGUCAACUUGUUGUCAAUGUCACCCUCGGCGGUCACAUUCUCGCUCCCAUCUUCCCCGGCUGUCGUUCUUCCGCUGGGCGGCAAGGGGCAGUUUGGCACUAUGUCUAUCCUCGCGACAAAAUCUCAUAAGAAGCCACCUCCUCACCAUCUGUUUUCCCAGACCGAGGGCCCUCAACCAUGCUUCCCACCACCAUCCUCGUCCUCAUCGCCCUUGCUGUAGCCCCGGCCUACGCUUCCAAGGCUGCCGACGCCAAGGUCGCCGCAGCCUGGUAUGCCGGCUUCCAUGCCGAGGAAGGCUUUCCGCUCUCCAAGGUUUCGUGGAACAAAUACAAUACCCUGAUCUACUCGUUCGCCGAGACGACACCAAGUGUACACAGCGUGACGCUCAAUGGAUCGGAUGGUGGCCUUCUACCGCAGUUUGUUGAGGAAGCUCACAAGAACGGUGUCAAGGCACACAUUUCUAUAGGAGGCUGGACUGGGGGUCGCUGGUACUCGACAAACGUUGGUUCGGCUGCAAACCGCACUGCUUUUGUUAAGACAGUCACCGACUUUGUGACCAAGUACAACCUCGACGGAGUCAACUUCGAUUGGGAGUACCCCAACAACCAAGGCAUUGGAUGCAACACCAUCAAUGCCAACGAUACCGCCAACUUCCUCGCAUAUCUUCAGGAGCUCCGCAAGACUCCGGUCGGCGCCAACAUCACCCUCUCUGCUGCAACAGCCGUCGCCCCCUUCAUGGACGCGUCUGGCAGCCCCUCGUCUGACGUCUCCGGUUUCGCCAAGGUCCUCGACUACGUCGCCAUCAUGAACUACGAUAUCUGGGGUAGUUGGUCCUCCGCCGUUGGGCCCAACUCGCCGCUCGAUGAUUCCUGCGCGCCCGCGGCGGACCAACAGGGCUCGGCCAUGAGCGCUGUCAAGGCGUGGACAAAGGCUGGUAUCCCUGCGAACCAGAUCGUGCUCGGCGUCGCGUCGUAUGGUCACUCGUUCUCCGUCAACGCCACGUCCGCGUUCGGCAGUAGCGCGACGAAGGCUACGAAGGCACUGGUCGCGUACCCGGCGUUCAACGCGUCGAACCAACCGCUCGGCGAUAAGUGGGACGAUACGGGGAGCGUGGAUGUGUGCGGCGUUUAUGAAGGACCGGGUGGUGACUGGGACCUCUGGGGACUUGUCGAUGGUGGGUUCCUCGACCAGCAGGGCAACCCUGCAAAAGGGAUCUACUAUCGUUACGAUAACUGCAGUCAGACGCCAUACGUGUACAACACGACAUCGGAGGUGAUGGUCUCGUUUGACAACACACAGUCGAUCAAAGCCAAGGGUGCGUACGUGAAGCAGGCAGGAUUGCUUGGAUGGGCGUUCUGGGAGGCAGGCGGUGAUUACAACGACAUUCUCCUCGACGCCAUUCAUUCUACGUCUGGAUUCUGAGCUUUCUCUGCCUGUGGUUACUUAUACCAUACAUCCUGUAGUCGAUUGAUUUUAUCCUGGCACUUGUCGCGUCUCUCUCAAUGGUCUCGCCGAAGUCUCGGGAAAUGUAAGUAAGCGCAUGGUUCC
Molecule: messenger RNA, 1588 nt
Organism: Coniophora puteana RWD-64-598 SS2
Lineage: Eukaryota; Fungi; Basidiomycota; Agaricomycetes; Boletales; Coniophoraceae
Product: glycoside hydrolase family 18 protein
Exons: 5
Coding region: 218-1462 (414 amino acids)
Biological process (GO): chitin catabolic process; carbohydrate metabolic process
Cellular component (GO): extracellular region
Molecular function (GO): chitinase activity; chitin binding
Source: RefSeq, a predicted model, not a curated record